AGAGAAGAAACGCAAAAAACAAGGUCACACAACAAACACAGGACAUCACCAUCCCCCCAUCCGUCUAUAGGUUAAAAAGCCCAGCACCAAGCGCAACCAUCAAGCUUUCGUCUCGGCAGCUCUUGGCUCCGCCUCCUAUCCUCUCCUCUUCCCCUACUCUCCUCUCUUCUCUCUCUCCGCCUCCACCAGUCUCCCCCUCUCCCUCUCCAAACCCUCCAUAGCUAUAGGCAGCAGCUGGGGGUGCUGGCGGCGUUGAGGCAUUCUUGAAUCCGGCGUGGUCGCUUCCCCAGAUCCAUCUUUUUUGGAUCGUUUCUUCGGGCGAUUUGGAGGAGCAAAGAAAGCCCUCCCAAAUCGCAGAAAGGAGCCGCCUUUGCGAAGCUCCUGCUGCCUUCUCUGCUCGUUGUUCCUGGCCUGGGAUCACAUAUCCCCGCAAGGAAAAAAAAGGAGCCGCCUUUGCAUUUAUUCUUUUGGCCCCUUGGGAGAUCGCCCUCGUCAAGAUUUGGUGGGAAGUGGGAACCCAAUUCGCUCGCGGUUCUCACUUCUCCUUGUGUGGAAAGGCGCCGCUUUGGCUCCUGUUUCCCCCCACCGCUCGCUCCCGCGCCGCUCCUCUCCCUAUAUAUCUAUCUCUCUGACUAUCUUGUUCACAUACGCCUGCGCGCCUGCCUAACUUUGUUUUACUUCGAUCCAUCCACCGGUUUUCGGCAUCCCCCGUCUCGGCAUUUGAUCGUUGCUUAGUCGCUUGUUGAUUUGACGCAGGCCAGAUCGCUGUCUGGCGCUUGUUUUAUUUUGAGUUGUUGCGGUGUGUUUGCUGUUCUUGGUUGGAGGCAUGGCUGCGGCGGCGAACGGAGGUGGCGCGGCGCUGUUCAGCGAGGAGGAGCUGCGGGACGUCAGCGGGGUGCGCCGGUGCGAGGAUUUCGUGGAGGUGACGUGCGGGUGCACCAGCCACCGCUACGGCGACGCCGUGGGCCGCCUCCGCGUCUACGCUUCCGGCGACCUCGAGGUCAGCUGCGAGUGCACGCCCGGGUGUCGCGAAGACAAGUUGACGCCUUCUGCCUUUGAGAAACACUCUGGAAGGGAGACUGCUGGAAAGUGGAGGAAUACUGUGUGGGUCAUGGUUCAAGGAGAGAAGGUUCCAUUGUCAAAGACAGCUCUGCUGAAAUACUACUCGCUGUCUCACAAAUCUGCUAAUGGUUCUAACAAAGGCCGUAAUGGUCGCCUGUCACACCGAGAUGAGUUUAUUCACUGUACGGAAUGUGGCAAGGAGAGGAGGUUUCGGCUCCGGUCUAAAGAAGAGUGCCGUAUUUACCAUGAUGCUCUUGCUAAACCUAACUGGACAUGUGCUGAUUUGACAACUGAUAGGGUCACCUGCGGCGAUGAGGAGGAGCGCGCGAGCCGCAAGGUGCUGAGAGGCUGCUCCCGCUCCACGUCGUGCACCGGCUGCGUGAAGUGCGUGUGCUUCGGGUGCGAGAUCUGCCGCUUCACCGACUGCGGGUGCCAGACCUGCGUCGACUUCUACCAUAACUCCAAGGAGUAGGAGGAUGAAACAAUGCAUGAAACACCACCAUGGGACAUGGUAGGAUGAAACACCAGCAUGGUCGAUAUACCCUUGCAGACCCAGAUGUUUUUUAGUCAAACCCCCCAGGUCCAAUGAUUCCCCGGCUUCACUGGGGGGGGCCUCCUAUUCUGAGAACUGAGAUGUUCUUUGACUAGCUUCUUCCCAUAGACAACAACUAGUACCGGGGAAAGCCGGCCGAUUUUUGCUUCAUAUAAUUUACCAAAAUUCUAUUCAUGUUCAUUUUAGUACAUUGCUGGGGAAGUGAAUCGGUUGCCAUUGGUUGAAUCUUUGUAUGCAAUGCAAUGCAAGGGGGUUUCGGCGUCUAA
Messenger RNA from Oryza sativa Japonica Group (Japanese rice), 1881 nucleotides. Its product is annotated as protein ULTRAPETALA 1. The record is from RefSeq and is a predicted model, not a curated record. NCBI's taxonomy places the organism in Eukaryota, Viridiplantae, Streptophyta, Magnoliopsida, Poales, Poaceae. Gene Ontology annotation, cellular component: nucleus; cytosol. Gene Ontology annotation, molecular function: DNA binding.